Molecule: messenger RNA, 2253 nt
Organism: Hylaeus volcanicus
Lineage: Eukaryota; Metazoa; Arthropoda; Insecta; Hymenoptera; Colletidae
Product: transmembrane and ubiquitin-like domain-containing protein 1
Exons: 4
Coding region: 176-1255 (359 amino acids)
Molecular function (GO): protein binding
Source: RefSeq, a predicted model, not a curated record
ACAGUGAUUGACAAUUAAGAAGAAAGCAAGGAUUUGUGGCAAUGUGAAUUUUCCUUUACGAUAUAACGACAAAUAUAUGAAAUCGUUAUCUCUGCACAGAUUUCCUUGAUGUGUGUAAAUAACAUUCACUUGCUACACUAGGAAAUAUUGAAAAAGUUAAUCUCGAAGUGUAGAAAUGACUCUUAUUGAGGGUGUUGGAGACGAAGUUACAAAUUUUUUUAUCGUUGUACUUGUCCUCUUGGUAGGCUGGCUUGCCUGGUGUUCUACUAGUAUUGUAGAUCAACCAUUAAUACGCACAGUAUUUAUAUUUACUCCUCGAACACUCACACGUAUCACUGAACUCCGAUCUAAUCAGAAUGCAAGCAUUGCCAAUCGGCCUUCAAAUUUAGAAAUAUCAGAGGAAGAGUCUGUAGAACCAAUUGCUGAAGACAACAGUGAUACUUUGCAAAGUUGUCCUGAAUCAUCCAUUGCAGACACAAGCAGAGAAAUUUCUCCUGAAACACAUACAGUGUCUGAAGCAACUGCAACAGAAGAAGUACUUAUUAAAACCAUGGACUCAUUUAAUAAUGAUAGUACACCUUUGUUGCAAAGACAAACCAAAAUAGAGGACACCAAGGAAACAAAUAUACCAGCAUCAACGUGUACUGAUACUGUAGAACAGCAACCAGAAAAUCUUUCAAUAAAUGAUGCUAACAAAAUUAGUAUAAAACUUAAGUUUAUAAAUGAUGAUCAAAAGGUUGUUACUGGUAGCCUUAAAGAGCUGCUUGGAGACUUUAAAAGGAGGCAUUUUCAAAUAGAAUUUGAAGCACAGAAAUUGGUACGUUUAGUUUUUAAAGGUCGUGUAUUACAACCUGAUAGUCACACAUUAGAGCGAUGUGGUUUAUAUAACAACUGCGUCGUUCACUGUUUGAUACACCAGCCUCGACCAAACCCUGUACCAUCUCAAACGUCGACGCUAGACAACUCGUCGACUUUUUAUCUUAUUCCUCAGUCAUUCUCAAAUAUACCUGCAACACUAGCAGAUAUACCUGUUGCUAGAGAAAUUAGUUCAGUUCAUAAUGAGUGGGAUUUAAGUAGACUCUUAGUCAGUAUUCUGACUCUUCUAAUAGGUCUUGCUUGGUAUACUUUAUACCAUUGCGCUCAACUUUUUACUGCAACUACUACUCUUGCAUUAUACGCGCUCACCGCAAUUUUUACUGUUUCGUUGUUUAGUCACUUCUUUCUUGAUCAAGACAACAUUAGAAACAUAGAGUAAAUUUGAAUUACAUUUCGUGGAAAACGCUUUAAGAUAUUAUUUUGAAACAUAAUUUUGUAACAUUGAUAUCGUUUCAAGACACUUGUUCCUGACGUUAAAAAAAAUCAUAAGGGGCUAUUGUGAUUCUAACCAAUGGUUUAAAUUAAUUCAUUUGAAUAAGAGAUGAGAUCCGCCUAACUAGGUAUGAUUGCAUUUCAAUUGAAAUGAAUUUGUAUGCAUUAAGUUUAAAAUUAAUUUAUAUGUUUGGAAAAAUUGUAUUCUUCGGUUAACCUAACACUACAAUUGGAAAAGGAAACAGGUAUAUUGUGACAUUACAUUCGUAUUAAAGAAUCAAUUCGUUUAGUAACUAGUCAACAUUUGUUCAUUCAGAUAUAUUUGUGAAAUUAAUAUUUGGUACAUAUUAUUCGAUUGUUGAAUUAUUUAUAAUAAAUACUAUAUACUAUGGUUACAAUGGUGCUGUAUUAUAUUACUUUCAAGGAAACGUUUGUUAUACGUUUACAUGUUUGUAAUUGUUUGAUUAGAUUUGAAAGUUACACCAUGUACAUUUGCACAUGUGACUUAAAUCUAAAUAAGCUAAAUAUGAUUAUUAAAUUAUAAGUUGCAAUCUGCAUUAGAAUUAAGCGCGUUUAAUUUUUGUGCGAAAAAUUACACUCUUAUAAACUUUUUGAAACACGAUUCUCGAAUGAAAGUUUCAUAUAAAGUUGUUUUUUAAGCACCAUUAUAUUCAUCGUUACAAAAAAUUAUUAGUGUAUAUACACAUAAUUCGCAAUGUAUUCAAAAUCAUCAUAGUUGUACCUUGCUACAAGGUACAAUUCGUAUUACUUCCACAAAAAGAAAUUUCAUUACUAUCUCUGGCAAAGGAUGUCGGCAAGAACGGUGAUUCGUAAUUAUCUCUAUAAUUCACUGUACUAUAGUAGUUUGUAGAAAACUGUAAUUACAAAAUAUCAUUACAAUUGUUUUAUUGAAUGUGAAUAAAUGAAUAAAUGUGAAUAAAUUUA